Dryobates pubescens (Downy woodpecker) is the source of this 3896-nucleotide messenger RNA. It is a transcript of the gene GOLIM4, whose product is annotated as golgi integral membrane protein 4. Bases 535 to 2619 code for a protein of 694 amino acids. Gene Ontology annotation, cellular component: Golgi membrane; Golgi apparatus. The transcript is spliced from 16 exons. NCBI's taxonomy places the organism in Eukaryota, Metazoa, Chordata, Aves, Piciformes, Picidae. The record is from RefSeq and is a predicted model, not a curated record.
GGAGGUGACACGUAAUUGAGGUGCCAGGGAAGUUGCCUUUGUUCCUCUCAGGUGGCGACGACAGAGCCACCGGCCGGGCUGGUCCUCGCCGUGGGGCUGGGAUAAAGAGCAGGGAGCCGCCCCCGCCCCGCCGCUCCUCUCCCGCAGGCCGCCGUAGCCCAGCUCCCCUGCAAGCCCCUGCCGCGGGGACCCGGGACAGGCGAGCGGCGGCCGCCGCCGGAGGGUCCGGGCAGCCCCGCGGCCGCAGCAUGCGGCUGGGCCGCCCGCCCCGCGCCUUGCAGAAUCCGGCCGGCUCCGCUCCGCCGCGCAGGGCCCGCACGCAGGGGGAAGCUGCCCGGGACGUCGCGGCCGCGGCGGUGCCCAGGGGCUGAGACGCUCGGCCGGUCCCUCCCCUCCUUCGUUCCUCCCUUCUACUCCUCCUCCUCCCGGCGCGGGCCCGGGGCCUCCGAUGUCGCCGCCUCGUCGUCCUCCACCUCCAGCUGCCCGCUGCUAAGGCGUGAGGGGCGGGGGCCCUCGGUAUCCCCCGCCAGGGACAUGGGCAACGGGAUGUGCUCCCGAAAACAGAAGCGGAUUUUCCAGACUCUCCUGCUCUUGACUGUGGUCUUCGGCUUUCUCUACGGAGCGAUGCUCUACUACGAGCUGCAAGGCCAGCUGAGGAAGGCAGAGGCCACGGCGCUCAAGUACCAGCAGCACCAAGAGUCCCUCUCAGCUCAGUUACAAGUUGUAUAUGAGCACAGGUCAAGAUUAGAGAAGUCAUUACAAAAGGAGAGGCUUGAACACAAGAAAGCAAAAGAAGAUUUUCUCGUUUAUAAACUGGAAGCACAGGAAACACUAAAUAAAGGAAGGCAAGACUCCAACAGCCGCUACAGUGCCCUGAGUGUGCAGCACCAGAUGUUGAAGAGUCAACAUGAAGAGCUAAAGAAGCAGCAUGCCGACCUUGAAGAAGAUCACCGCAAACAAGGGGAAGAGUUUAGCAGAACAUUCAAUGAUCACAAGGAGCGAUACUUGCAGCUGCAGCAGGACAAAGAGCAGGAGAUCUCUAAGCUGAAGGCAGAAUCCCUCUAUAACUUACGGGAGGAGAACAGACAGCUGAGGAAAGCUCACCAGGACAUACACACCCAGCUACAAGAUGUUAAGCAACAGCAUAAGAGCUUACUCUCCCAACACAACCAGCUUGUAGUGACUCUGGAAGACCACAAGAGUGCACUAGCUGCUGCACAGUCCCAGGUGGAGGAGUACAGACAGCUGAAGGACACGCUCAACAAAAUGCCAAGUUUCCGACAGCCUGAGAAGGUAGAACAGCCAAACGAGCAGCCAGAGGUGGGAGCUCCAUCUCUCCCCAGUGACCUGAUGCACCAUGAAGCUGUGGCUGAAGAGCAUAAGGAGAAUGAGGAGCCAAAAGAGAGAGAAGAAAUAAACACCCAGGAAAAAGAAGAUAGAGCUGAGUCUUUUCAUCUGCACAGAAGGGCUCAUGAUGGCCAGCAUGCCAAAGAACUAAAUAUCCAGGAGCAACAAGAGGCUGGAGAGGACGAUGAGCAGCAUGUUGAUCGAGUUGAAGAGGAACGCAAAAAAGAGCUCGAAGAGGAAGAAAUGGAGCAGGCAGGUCAGCCUGAGCACCUGGAGGAGGAGCAGGAUCAAGUACCAGAAGAGCACGAGUGGAAAAACCAGGAACAGAAAGAAGAGGAAACCAAUAUGCUGGGUGAUCAUCUGCAUUCAGAGAUAACAUCAACAAAAGCUGUAACAAAGAGACAGAAGACAGCUUAUGAACAACAACUGGAGCAACAGCACCUUGCAGCCCAAAGAGCAGAGGAAGCCAACCAGCUGCGGGAACAUCAGGAAUCACUCCACCAGCAAAGGCUGCGAGGGCAGCUGCUACGGCAGCAGCAGCUUCAAGAGAAAGAGCUUCAGCUGCAGAAACAGGCAGAACAAGGAGAAAAACUCUACAAAACCAGGCUGAGCCAACAGGCUCAUUAUAACAUGGACCAUGAUAUUGUUCAAGGGGAAGAAGAUCAAGGGAUCCAGGAAGAGGAGGGAGCUUAUGAACGUGACAACCAGCACCAGCAUGGAGGUGAAGAUGAUGAGCAAAAGAAUGCAAAUGAACAGCAAGAACCAGAACAUCAAGUAGAAAAUCAGCAGGCUGAUGAAUCAAAGGCAGCCAUGGAAGAUGUGAAUCCUGCUGAUGACCCCAACAAUCAGGGAGAAGAUGAAUUUGAGGAAGCUGAGCAAGAGAGAGAAGAAAAUCUACCAGAUGAAAAUGAAAAGCACAAGCAAACCAGUCCAAAGCAAGGACACAGGGGAAUGGAAGAGCACCUAGUGAUGGCAGGAAAUCCUGACCAGCAGGAAGAUAAUGUGGAUGAACAGUACCAGGAAGAGGGAGAAGAGGAGAUCCAGGAAGAUUUGACUGAAGAGAAGAAACGAGAACUGGAACGCAAUGCUGAGGAGCCAUAUGGUGAAAAUGAGGAGAAUGCAGAUGAAAAGAAUAAUGGAGGGGCAGACCAAGAGAUGCAAGAAGAAACCAACCAAAAAGAAGUUCAUGAAGAAAACUAUGAGGAGGAAGAAGAGGAGGAGGAGGAUGGCAGAGCCAUUGCAGCAAAAACACGUAGACGGGGGGAGAUGUGAUCCCCUUCACUUGUUUGGGGUUUUUCUUUUGCAGCACACAAAUCCCUUUAAGGAUAUUUUAUCCAUUCUAGGAUAUUUAAUUUCCACAAAAAGAAUUGUGUUCUACACUUUUUACUUUUCUAUUAGGUGCUGCCAUAGGUUUCUAUGAAUAUGGUGUUUUGAUACUCUAGGUUAGGAUUUCUUCUCUAUUCAAGCUGUACAUAGGCAUCAUAGAGGUUUCACUGUAAUUCUGGGGGCGUGUUUUGUAAAGGCCAUUUGGGAAAACACUUUCACCUUGUCUGAGGCCAACAGAUAGGCUUGGUCUAAUUCCAGAUCCCUUCAACAUCUGAGGGAAUAUUUCUAGUGCCUAAACCCAGCAGGUCUCAUUCUCUUCCUUGACACAACUGCUCUGACCAAGGGCUGGCCACACUGCCUCUCCAAGGCACACUCUGGUGCUCAUGGAGGCCCAGGGGUAGUGUCAGUCCUUAUAACCUCAUGAGAUCCUUCAGCUCUUUGAAGAUAAGCACUUGCCUAACUCUUUGCAGGACCAGGCCUUUUCUAGGUGCAGAACACUUAUCAAAUAUGCAAGUUACACAAAGCCUUCAAAAUGCAGCCAGGUUACCAGCUGUUAAUUUUGGCAGCUGUUUAUAUACAAUUAAAGUGAUGCAUUUAUUUUAAUGAGCAUACCUAGGUACUUCAAUUACAUGCACUACAUAGCAGAGAAUGCAAAUGGUGCUGUGCUGGGAUGAGAUGCGAGCUAGAAACCAAUUUAGGCUUGAAGAGCCAUUAUGCCAAAUCAAAACACUACAGCUGUCACAGGAAUGAAGAUUUGCAGAAGGAGCAUUUCUUGGUUUUCUAGUUAAUAGAUAAAAUAUUUGACCAGAGAAAUAGAAUUUCAUGGCCUGGGUGCUGUGCUUCCUGGAGCCUGGUGAACAGGGUUAAGGCAUGUUAAAAAAAUAUUCUUCUCUUUGAGAGUGGCAGAGCACUGGCCCAGGCUGCCCAGAGAGCUUGUGGAGUCUCUGUCCCUGGGGGUAUUCAAAUCCCACCUGGAUGUGUUCCUGUGUGAUUUACCCCGAGUGAUCCUGCUCUAGGCAGGGGGGGGUUGGACUAGAUGAGGCCCCUUCCAACCCCUAACAAUCUGUGAGUGUGUGAGCUGACAGGAUUGGUGCAAGAUGUUAAACUAAGGCCUUUACCUUCUCUUACUUAUUUUUAUGUCAAUGCUGGAAGGAUUUCUGUGUCCUCUAGUGCAAAAAAAUCAGACUGGAGACUGCCUCAGUCUGGAAGCUGGGAAAGACAGA